Molecule: messenger RNA, 3108 nt
Organism: Musa acuminata subsp. malaccensis (wild Malaysian banana)
Lineage: Eukaryota; Viridiplantae; Streptophyta; Magnoliopsida; Zingiberales; Musaceae
Source: RefSeq, a predicted model, not a curated record
UUCUUUGUUUGGUGAAUACUUUCUGCUGGUUUUUUUUGUUUAUUAAACCCUCACUAACUAGUCCUCUUUACAAGCCUGCCUGUGUUUUUUCCGAAUGCAUAUUAUUUUAAAUCAAAAUGAAAGGAAAACAUAUGUUGUGCGUAUUAUAUAUUAUUGUUGUAAGACGAUUACUUUUUUUCUCUUGGCCUCAGGAAAGCAGAUCAAAAGGAAAACUAUCGUUCUCAAAUUUAAGAUGCCCUGCACUUAAAAAGCAUCAGCUUACGGAGGCAUCAGAUACCUCUUAUGUUUGUGCUAAUUCUCCGGACAUAGUAGGCCCUAAAAUUUCUCUGGAGGAUUUCCGAAACAUGCCAUCGUCAUCAUCCGGUUUGAACUUCAAAAACAGUGUUCAUCAAGAUGACAGGGUCAGGGAAAUCCAAUGGCCCGACUUUGGUGACACUACAUCCAAAUCACAGCAUCAGCAGAUGUUUAAUAAUGCUACGCAUGCAUGGCAUAGUACUUUAUCGGAUCAGCCCGGGAGGAUUUUAGCUCCAUGGUCAGAACCAGAGUUGGAUUUUCUUUGGAUUGGAGUGAGAAGACAUGGAUUAAACAAUUGGAAUGCCAUCUUAAAAGAUCCAAUCCUUUGCUUCUUGAGAUCAAGGGUGGCAAAAGACUUGGCUGAACAAUGGAGUAGAGAACAUAAAAAGCUUCUUGAUGAUACACCUUCUCAGCCAACAAGACCGUAUUCUGCACCGGCUCUCUCACCAUCUCCUUUUAUGCCGAGAUCUGCAACACAUGUUUGUUAUUCUGGAAACAUUAGUUUACCGUCAGGCCUUCAAACAGAGAGAGCAGAAACAACAUUUUCCCCCAGAGGUUUAUUCAUUCAUAAUGAGAACACUCGUGGGAGCAUUCCUGUGGGAAGAACUCCUGUGAAUCAUCAUCUUGGCAGCAAUCCAGCAAGAUCUGAUUACUCAACCACAGGAAUUAGAUACCCGAGGAAUUUUGAAGCACACGACAUCAAAAAUCAGUUUGAGACAUCUACUUUACAUAGAGGAUUACUUGAAACGCCCAGGCAUGAGGUGCAAUCUCCUCCGGGUAGUAGUAUUACUCUUCCUCACUGGCUUAGUGAAGCACUGAAAAGAAAUCAAGAGAGAUUAGGAUUGGCUGACCCAAGCACUGGGCGGUCUAUACUUAAGAACGAGGAGAGAAUCUAUAAUCCCAAUUUUGAGAAUUUACCUGCUCCAGAUCAUACUGUGGCUUCUCAUGGAAAUGCUGGCGGUACAAGGGUGGAUGAACCAUGGUUCCCAGAGAGAUCAUGCAUGAUUCCUGUUCGAGGCAUAACUUUUCAGGGUUUUCCAUCAGUUGAUCCAGGAUGGGAUACAAAAAGUUUUGAUUCAUCUGCACCCAGUACCUUGGGUAUGAUUAUUGGGGAAACAUCCAAGGAUGCAGUUGAUGCAGGUUUAGGUCCAAAUAAUGCAUUAGAUUGGAAUAAGAAAAGUUCUGGUUCAGUUGGACCCAGUAACUUGGGAAUGAUUCAUGAGGACACAUCCUCAGAAGACACCAUAUCAGAUGAUCAGAUAGGAAAGAACCAGACAUACAAGAAACUGGUUUGAAAUUGGCCAUUUAUACAGGUUUUCUUUUCUUUCUUAUGGGCCUCUCUAUUUCUGCUGUUUAUGCAUGGCCAUUUAUGUUUCCCUUAAUAUAUUGUUGGUGUAGAUAAUUAUCAGAUUAGGAUGGCUAUAUUCACUUAAAGCUCUCUUUGUCUUCCUCUUGUAGACAUGACAAUGCACUGUUUACCAAGACUUCAAUCUGCUAAGAUGCAUUAUUGUGGAACUUAUCCUAUGACUUUUGUCUUCUUUGCAUAUGUACUUUUAUACAAAGCUAUUUCUUCUAAGGAAAUUGAGUACCAAAUUCUGUUAAUUCUAUUUUCUUAAAAAAGAAGAUCUUGUUAAUCUACAUCCAAAAGAUGAUAAAGUAAACUUGUACUGUUUCUGGUUCUCAUCAAGCAGAUUAAUCUACACAUCAGUGUGUUAUAGUUGUGGUAAACCAAGUCAUUAUGAAUGUUAUAAUCUCGAUAUGUGAAUGGAUUACAUCAGCAAAGUUUCUUGUUGUCUCUUGUAUGUGCAAAAACGAGUCACUUGGAUGAACUAACAAAUUAAAGAGUUUCCAGAAUGACAGUAUAAAAGACAAUAUUCUCUUUGGUGUACUGUUACCCAAGAAGAGAGUCAACUAAUUUCUUCAUCAUUUUCUCUUUAGAUCAAUGUGCUUGAUCAGAAGUAGUGAAGCUAGGGAUGUGGUAUGACUUAAACUAAUGAAUUGGCUGCAAGCACAAUUUUACCUUGAAAAUGAUCUGAAGGGCCAAAGUCUAAAUUAGGAAUAUUCGAUCUCCUGUAAGCUUCUGAAAGUUAUUCAUACUGGCUACUCUGACAACUUAAAAUGUCAAUUAUAUUUGAGUUUGUAAUAAUUUCCUUUGUUGUGAAUCAGAUAAGGAAAUUGGGAGGUACCUGAUGGCUUGACCAAUCCACAUUGGACAAAUGGAACAGCACAAAACACAAGCAAUUAACCAGAGAUGUACAAAUUCAUUACGACUAAAUUUCUCUUAAGAGGCUCACAAUCAAUCAAAUAACACCUAAAUUGCAAAGACAAGUUGCUUAUAAUUAGAUAUUCAGCUUUUCUAAAGAGUGAAUCAUACAAUUCAUAGGUUUUCUGUUGUCUAAGCUUGCAUUACUGUGAUGAAUGAUGCAAAUACACAGGAUAGAAAUUAAAGUUCCUCUGGACCAUGCUUGACGAGCUGCAGGAUUUGAAUCUUAAAACUAGUGAAUUAUUAUCUUUUCCUUGCCUCACAUAUGACUGCACAAUUAAGUGGUGAUCAGAUGCUUGGACCAUAUUGUGAAGAGAAUGAUCAUGAGACUCACAUUAGUCAUCACUAAUGAUCUAAAAAACAAGGCUAAUAUACCUUCUCAAAGCCAAGCACCCUUUGCUCAAUCACAUGGACAUGCCAUUCUACUCCUCAUUCUACCUUGUUAGAUUAAGAUCCCAAAUCCAACAGUGACAUGGGAUACAACAUCCAAAGUUACUGCUUCUAGAAGUUAAAGGUACUCAUUCACUUCCCUUGUUCAAGAGAAUGAAGCU